Messenger RNA from Spea bombifrons (plains spadefoot toad), 15754 nucleotides. RefSeq names its product baculoviral IAP repeat containing 6 (gene BIRC6). Gene Ontology annotation, biological process: apoptotic process; negative regulation of apoptotic process; regulation of cytokinesis. Gene Ontology annotation, cellular component: nucleus. Gene Ontology annotation, molecular function: cysteine-type endopeptidase inhibitor activity; ubiquitin conjugating enzyme activity. The transcript has 74 exons. The record is from RefSeq and is a predicted model, not a curated record. Bases 33 to 14771 code for a protein of 4912 amino acids. NCBI's taxonomy places the organism in Eukaryota, Metazoa, Chordata, Amphibia, Anura, Pelobatidae.
CUGUCCGUGCGGCUUCCUGGCUGCUACCCCGGAUGGUGUAUAGCGGUAUCGGUGCUGCUACGGCUGCUGCUCUCUUGUCACCUGACGCAGCGGCCAGCGGCCCUUAUUCUCCCCAAGUUCCUUCGCCGGAUCCUUCCAUUUCCUGUCCUUGUAGCGUUAGUUCGCAGCCCCAUUUUUCUCCUCCUGCAGCCGGCCUCCCCGCCCCGGUAUCCCGCCUGGAGGGGGCCCUGCUCCCGAAAAUGGCGGUGGGGGCCGCGGCGGGCGCCUCCGAGUGGUUGGUUAUGAGGGACGGCUGUCUACGUUGCGAUGAGCAGGGAGUCAGCAGCUUGUCUUAUCAUCCGGCGCUCAACGCCAUUCUGGCUGUCACCAGCCGGGGAUGCAUCAAAGUGAUAGACGGCACGUCAGGAACCAUCCUGCAGUCGUCCGCCGUGCACGCAAAACCAGGUGGGCGAGUGAGGUGUCAGUAUUUCCCAACAGUGGAUAAAGUAAUCUUUGUAGAUGAUUAUGCAGUGGGUUGUAGGAAAGACCUGAAUGGCAUUUUGUUGCUAGACACGGCUCUUCAAACACCAGUUUCCAAACCUGAUGACAUUGUCCACCUUGAGUUGCCGGUCACAGAGGCGCAGCAGUUGUUAUCUGCUUGCCUGGAAAAGAUCGACGUGUCUAGUGCUGAAGGGUAUGAUUCAUUUAUUGUGCAGCUGAAAGAUGGCUUCAAAAAUACCUCACACGAGACUGCAGGAAAUCAUAAAGUUGCCAAGUGGGCGACGGUUACUUUUCAUCUUCCUCAUCACGUGUUAAAGUCUGUGACGUGUGCGAUUGUGAAUGAGCUGAAGAAGAUAAAUCAGAAUAUAGCGGCAUUGCCUGUAGCCUCCUCUGUAAUGGACAGAUUAUCUUAUUUGUUAUCCAGUGCCCGGCCGGAGCUUGGUGUGGGGCCUGGCCGAUCAGUAGAUAGGUCCUUAAUGUAUAGUGAAGCAAACAGAAGGGAGACCUUCACAUCAUGGCCUCACGUAGGCUACAGGUGGGCACAGCCAGACCCUAUGGCUCAAGCUGGGUUUUAUCAUCAGCCGGCUUCCUCGGGAGAUGACCGGGCCAUGUGCUUCACGUGUAGUGUGUGUUUAGUGUGCUGGGAGCCUACUGAUGAACCAUGGUCGGAACACGAGAGACAUUCCCCAAACUGCCCCUUUGUAAAAGGCGAACACACACAAAAUGUACCCCUGUCAGUCACACUCGCAACUUGUCCGGCACAGUUUCCCUGUACUGAUGGCACAGACAGGAUAUCCUGCUUUGGAGUCGGUAACUGUCCUCAUUUCCUAGCUGCUGCAACAAAGAGAGGGAAGAUUUGCGUGUGGGAUGUGUCCAAACUCAUGAAGGUGCACUUAAAGUUCGAGGUGAACGCUUACGACCCUGCAAUAGGUCAGCUUUUAGUUCUUACAGGAGACUCUGGCUCUGCUGUUGAGGCAAGGAGACCUACGUUGGCUUGGUUAGAAGAUUCAUCCAGUUGUUCUGAUAUCCCCAAAUUAGAAGGAGACAGUGAUGACCUUCUAGAUGAUUCUGAUAGUGAAGAACGUUCUAGGUCGGAUUCUAUUACCGGUCACCCAUCACAAAAGGAAACCCUGGAAAUGAGCUUGGAUAUCACAGCCCUUAGUAUACUCCAGCAGCCAGAGAAGCUUCAGUGGGAGAUAGUAGCAAAUGUACUAGAAGACACAGUGAAGGACUUAGAGGAGCUUGGGGCAAACCCUUCUUUAGUUGGAUGCAAAAGCGAAAAGGCCAAGGAGAAGCAUAUAGAACAGCACAACAUUCCCUUUCCUUGUUUAUUAACUGGUGGUUUGUUAACAUACAGAUCUCCUGCAUCCUCCCCAUCUAGUAGCAAUUGCCGCAGGUCGCUUGAUGCUUUAAACAGGACUCCAGGCGAAAGCUCGUCCGAGCAGGGGUCAACGGACAAUGAAUCUGGCACUAAUUCUGAGCUUAAUUCUCCUUUGGUGAAAAGGACUUUACCUGUGUUGCUCCUGUACAGCGUCAAGGAGUCUGAUGAAAGAACAGGGAAACUCUUUUCUCAGAUGAACAAUAUUAUGAGCAAAAGUUUACAUGAUGAUGGGUUUACUGUUCCACAGAUCAUUGAAAUGGAACUGGAUAAUCAAGAGCAGUUGCUUUUGCAGGAUCCUCCUGUUACUUAUAUACAGCAGUUUGCUGAGGCUACUGCCAAUCUUGCAUCUCCAGACUCAGACAAGUGGACUUCCAUGGUUCCUAAGCCUGGAACGUUGGUGCAGUGUAUGAGACUGCCUAAGUUUGCAGAGGAGGAGAACCUUUGUGUAGAUUCAAUCAUCCCUUGUGCUGAUGGACUUCAUCUUUUAGUAGGGCUGCAGAAAUGCCCUGCAGAGUCCUUGAGUGCAAUAAAUCAAGUAGAGGCCUUGAAUAAUUUAAACAAAUUAAACUCUGCACUUUGUAGUAGGAGGAAAGCAGAAGCUGAAUCAAAUCUUGGUGCUGUGAAUGGUACCAGUGUUAAUGUUAUCCCUUGUGAAUCAUCAGCUGACGUUCACGACCCAUUGAUUAUCCAACCAGACCAGAGACGAGUGAGUGGUGGCUAUUUAUUAAUUUACAAAAUGAAUUAUACAACCAGGAUAGUGACUUUAGAAGAGGAACCAGUAAAAAUUCUCCACAUUAAAGACCCCCAGGAUGCAGUUACCUCGCUUAUUUUGCUACAGCCUGACAUUUUGGAUAACCGAGAGGAUGACUGUGAGGAGUCCCCAGAAGAAGUCCCUUUAGCUCCAAAACAUGUCAGUGGGAAGGAGAAGAAAUCUGACUUGCAGAGUUUGGGCCUCAUUGUAGUAACCACUCAAGGUGGAUAUGUGAAAAUCUUAGAUCUCUCAACAUUUGAAGUUAUGGGCAAAGUGGAACCCCCUAAAAAGGAGGGGACGGAGGAAGUAGAUCCUUUUGUGUCGGUUGUUUACUGCUCAGGGACAGACAGACUGUGUGCAUGCACAAAAGGAGGAGAACUUCAUUUUCUCCAGAUUGGUGGCACUUGUGAUGACCUUGAUGAAACGGACAUACUUGUUGAUGCAUCUCUAUCAAAGGGUGUGGAGCAGUUAGUGGAGGGAAUCAAGCCUCUGUCCAAUCCCAGCAGCCCAGGCAUCACAGGCGUUGACCUUUUGGCGGAACAACCCUUUUCCCUGGAAAUGUUGACGUGUUUAGUGGAACUUACACGUUUCGAGACUUUGAUACCGAGGUUUUCCGCCACUGUCCCCCCGUGCUGGGUGGAAGUUCAGCAGGAGCAGCAGCAGAGGCGCCAUCCGCAGCACCUGCAUCAGCAGCACCACGGAGAUGCAGCACAGCAUACCCGCACAUGGAAGCUACAGAACGACAGCGCUAGUUGGGAUGAACAUGUGUUUGAACUGGUCUUGCCUAAAGCCUGCAUGGUGGGUCAUGUGGAUUUCAAAUUUUUAUUGAAUUCUAACAUCACAAACAUUCCACAAAUCCAAGUGACGUUACUGAAGAACAAGGCCCCAGGCUUGGCUAAAGUUAACGAGGCACCUGUGGACAGACACAUACCAUUCCCUCUGUCUCCGGCCUUCAAUGUUGAUAUGCAGAGGAACGGCAAACCUGCAGUUGUGGAUUUAAGUGAAGAUAUGCAGAACAUGGAAGUUGAAGAUUCUCAGUGUCCUCGGCUAUGUCCUUUUUUAGAGGAUCACAAGGAAGAUAUACUAUGUGGUCCAGUAUGGUUAGCCAGUGGUCUCGAUCUAUCAGGACACGCCGGGAUGUUGACAUUAACCAGCCCGAAACUUGUAAAAGGUAUGGCUGGUGGAAAAUAUCGCUCCUUUUUAAUCCACGUGAAGGCGGUAAAUGACAGAGGGUCCGAUGAACUGUGCAAUGGCGGAACGAGGCCAGUUGUAAGAAUACCACCUUUGAAGCCGCAGAAUAUGAAGGGGCAUUCCUUGGCAUCGCUCCUGGCUAAGGUGGUACCUGGCAAGGACAAAUCUGCCACAAAAAUUGAGACCAGCAACUCCGCUCGUAAAAUUGAUAAUCUCAGAGGGUGCGACCUACUCCAGGAAGUCUCAGUCACCAUACGACGCUUUAAGAAAACCUGUAUUCCAAAGGAAAGAAUACAACGUUGUGCCAUGUUGCAGUUCUCAGACUUUCACGAGAAGCUUCUUAACACAUUGUGUAAAAAGACUGAAGACGGCUUGGCAACUGAGCAUGCACAAAGCUUGGUGCUAGAUAUCCUCUGUUGGCUGGCUGGUGUGCAUUCUAAUGGUCCUGGCAGCUUACGAGAAGGAAAAGACAGCUUGCUUUCUAAAACAAGAAAGUACCUCUCGGACAUUGUACGCACAUGUUUUUUUGAGGCUGGGAGAAGUAUAGCACACAAGUGUUCAAGAUUCUUGGCUCUUUGUAUAAGUAAUGGGAAGUGUGAUCCUAGUCAACAAGGUUUUGGAUAUGUCCUUCUGAAAGCUUUAUUGGAGAACAUAACUUACCUGCCUUCUGCUGCAACUGGAGGGGCAGUCUACUGGUAUUUUGUGUUGCUAAACUACGUGAAGGAUGAAGAUCUGGCCGGCUGCAGCACAGCUUGUGCAUCCCUUCUGACCGCUGUGUCCAGGCAGUUGCAGGACAGGCUGACGCCCAUGGAAACUUUGCUUCAAACAAGAUAUGGACUGUACAGUUCUCCCUUUGAUCCUGUACUUUUUGAUUUGGAAGUGAGUGGCUCAUCCUGUAAAAACGUAUAUAACAGCAGUUCUGGAGUCCAGUCGGAUGAGAUUGACCUGUCAGAUGUCCUUUUAGGCAAUGGGAAAGUUAACAGUUGCGCAGCAGCAGAAGGCAGUUUCACUUCUCUUACAGGAUUGCUUGAAGUUGAACCUUUGCACUUUACAUGUGUGUCUACCAGCGAUGGCACACGGAUUGAGAGGGAUGAUGCAAGUACGUUCACUGUAAGCACGUUUGGAGUUACCCCUGCUGUUGGCGGUCUUUCCGCCGGGACUGUCGGAGAAGCCUCGUCCGCCCUCAGCUCUGCCGCCCAGGUUGCGUUACAGUCGCUUUCUCAUGCCAUGGCCUCUGCAGAGCAGCAGCUCCAGGUACUGCAAGAGAAACAGCAGCAGCUUCUGAAGCUUCAGCAACAGAAGGCGAAGCUGGAGGCAAAACUGCACCAGACCACCGCGGCGGCAGCUGCAGCAGCUUCGGCAGUGGGUCCGGUCCACAACUCUGUACCUUCCAACCCUGUGGCCGCUCCAGGAUUCUUUAUUCAUCCUUCCGAUGUCAUCCCACCUACGCCAAAAACAACUCCUCUUUUCAUGACCCCUCCGCUCACGCCUCCCAACGAGGCAGUGUCCGCUGCCAUCAACGCAGAGCUGGCGCAGCUAUUCCCAGGCACGGUCAUCGACUCUCCCCCCGCCAUUCUUGCCGCACAGAGCAAAAAUGCAAACAAACCAAGAACGAGUCAGCUGGGAUCUGGUCUUGCAUUGGCUCUUUCUCAUGCUUCUCACUUUCUGCAACCUCCUCCUCACCAGUCCAUUAUAAUCGAGAGAAUGCACUCUGGAGCCAGAAGGUUUGUAACGCUGGAUUUUGGCAGGCCUGUGCUCCUUACAGACAUACUCAUUCCCACAUGUGGCGAUCUGGCAUCGUUGUCCAUCGACAUCUGGAGUUUAGGUGAAGAGGUGGAUGGCCGGAGAUUGGUGGUUGCGACAGAUAUCAGCACGCAUUCAUUAAUUCUCCAUGAUUUGAUACCAUCGCCUGUCUGCAGGUUCAUGAAGAUCACGGUUAUUGGACGUUAUGGAAGUACAAAUGCCAGAGCCAAGAUCCCAUUAGGUUUUUACUAUGGCCACACUUACAUCUUACCAUGGGAGAGUGAGCUGAAGCUAUUGCACGAUCCACUCAGAGGUGAAAGUGAAUCUGCCAGUCAGCCGGAGAUCGACCAGCAUUUAACAAUGAUGGUGGCUCUACAGGAAGACAUCCAGUGCAGAUACAACCUCGCUUGCCAUCGUUUAGAAACACUGCUUCAGAACAUCGACCUUCCACCCCUCAACAGCGCCAACAACGCCCAGUAUUUUCUGCGGAAACCAGAUAAAGCUGUAGAAGAGGACAGCAGAGUAUUCUCAGCUUACCAGGACUGCAUUCAGUUGCAGCUCCAGCUAAACUUGGCUUAUCAUGCUGUUCAGAGGCUUAAGGUGGCUCUGGGCAUGAGCAGAAAAACACUGAGAGAACAGUAUGACUCCAGAGAACUGAUCCACGCUUCCUCAACUGAGCAACUGCGCACAAUCAUCAGAUACCUUUUGGACACUUUGCUAAGCCUUCUGCACUCCUCCAAUGGACAUUCUGUUCCAGCAGUUCUGCAGAAUACGUUCCAUGCUCAGGCCUGUGAAGAGUUAUUUAAACACCUUUGUAUAAGCGGUACGCCAAAGAUACGGCUCCACACAGGCCUCUUGCUGGUGCAGCUCUGCGGUGCCGAGAGAUGGUGGGGACAGUUUCUCUCCAAUGUUCUGCAGGAGCUCUACAACUCAGAGCAACUGUUGAUCUUUCCUCAGGACAGGGUGUUUGUACUGCUGUCUUGUAUCGGCCAAAGAUCACUAAGUAACAGUGGAGUACUAGAAAGUCUACUUAAUCUGCUGGACAGCCUUCUGUCACCUCUGCAACCGCAUGUUCCUGCGUACAGACGUGUGGAAGGCGUCUUGGACAUUCCUAUGAUCAGCUGGGUGGUGAUGCUGGUAUCCCGUCUCUUGGAUUAUGUGGCUACUGUAGAAGAUGAAGCCGCAGCCUCCAAAAAAACCUUAAACGGGAAAGAACGAGAACGCUUCCUUUCGGGUAACCAAUGGAGUUUCAUCAACAACAGCCUGCAUACACAGAGCCUUAACAGAUCGACCAAAGGCAACAGCAGCUUGGACAGGCUGUACUCCAGGAAGAUAAGAAAGCAGCUUGUCCAUCACAAGCAGCAACUCAAUCUACUAAAGGCAAAACAGAAGGCUUUAGUAGAGCAAAUUGAAAAGGAAAAGAUACAGAGCAACAAGGGAUCCUCAUAUAAGCUGUUGGUUGAACAAGCAAAGCUAAAGCAAGCAACGUCCAAGCACUUUAAGGACCUGAUACGUUUGCGUCGUACAGCAGAAUGGCCUCGCUCUGCUCAGGAUACAGAAAUAUCUGCAACCAAAGAGAGUUCAGAAGUGGAACCUCUUCCUUUUACGCUGGCGCAUGAACGCUGCAUUUCUGUUGUGCAGAAACUUGCCCUCUUCCUCUUAUCAAUGGACUUCACCUGCCACGCCGACUUACUUCUGUUUGUUUGCAAGGUGCUCGCUAGAAUAGCAAAUGCCACACGUCCAACAAUACAUUUGUGUGAAGUUGUGAAUGAACAGCAGCUGGAAAGACUUCUGUUACUUCUGGUUGGAACGGACUUCAACAGAGGAGACAUCUCCUGGGGUGGAGCGUGGGCUCAGUAUUCUCUUACCUGCAUGCUCCAAGAUAUCUUAGCAGGGGAGCUGCUGGCACCUAUAGCCACGGAAGCGUUAGAUGAUGGAGCGAUGGGAGACGAGGCAGCCGCCUCAGUCGCAGACUCUGAUGAUGUCCUCCAACAGGCCUCCUUUUUACCAUUAGUGGAAGCUGUUGAUGAGCCUUUGACACCGGACAUCACAGGUGCUCCUCCUUUAUCAUCUUUGGAUAAAGAUAAAGAAAUUGACCUUGAAUUACUGCAAGACCUGAUGGAAGUUGAUAUUGAUCCUUUAGAUAUUGAUUUGGAAAAAGAUCCCCUCGCAGCCAAAGUCUUCAAGCCUAUUAGCAGCACUUGGUAUGACUACUGGGGUGCCGAUUAUGGUACCUACAACUAUAACCCAUACAUCGGAGGUGUUGGUAUACCUGUUGCAAAGCCACCUGCUACUACUGAAAAAAAUGGUACGCAAACAGUUACCAUAUCGGUGUCUCAGGCUCUAGAUGCCCGUUUGGAAGUUGGACUUGAACAGCAGGCAGAGCUCAUGUUGAAAAUGAUGUCCACCCUUGAAGCUGACUCCAUUCUACAAGCUUUAACCAACUCAUCACCAACAUUGUCACAGGCUUCCAGCGGGACAGAUGAUUCUCUGCUACGAGGGCUCAACGCAGCUGGUCAGUCGAACCAGCUGAUCGUUCAGUCGUCUUCCAUACCCAUGCUGAGUGCCUGCUUCAACAAGCUCUUCUCAAUGCUGCAAGUGCACCACGUUCAGCUUGAGUCCCUCCUGCAGUUAUGGCUCACAUUGAGCCUGAAUUCUAGCUCGUGUGGAGGCAAGGAGAACGGAGGUGAUCUGUUCUUGUAUAAUGCUAACAGGGUACCGGUCAUCUCACUCAACCAAGCCUCCAUAACAAGCUUUUUAACCGUCCUGGCCUGGCAUCCAAAUACUUUGCUGCGGACAUGGUGCCUUGUUCUUCACAGCCUCACACUGAUGACAAACAUGCAACUUAACUGUGGAUCCAAUAGUACCAUCGGAACUCAGGAAAAUACUGCCCAACUCCUUGGAUCUGACCCAAACCUCCUCCAUGUACUGGUAAAAUUCCUCUCAGGAACGAACCCUCACGGGACCAAUCAGCAUAGUCCCCAGGUUGGUCCAACAGCCACUCAGGCCAUGCAAGAGUUCCUGACGCGGUUGCAAGUCCAUCUGUCAUCUACCUGCCCUCAGAUGUUUAGUGAAUUUUUAUUGAAGCUGAUACAUAUUCUUUCAACAGAAAGGGGUGCUUUCCAAACAGGUCAGGGACCUCUGGAUGCACAAGUAAAGCUUCUGGAGUUCACGUUGGAGCAAAACUUUGAGGUGGUCUCCGUCAGCACAAUCUCGGCAGUUAUUGAGUCUGUUACGUUUUUAGUACAUCACUACAUCACAUGCUCUGACAAAGUGGUGUCUCGCAGUGGAUCUGAUAGCUCUGUUGGCGCAAGAGCCUGUUUCGGAGGACUCUUUGCAAAUAUUAUUCGACCGGGGGACGCCAAGGCCGUGUGUGGAGAAAUGACACGGGACCAGUUAAUGUUUGACUUGCUUAAGCUUGUGAACAUCUUGGUUCAGCUUCCCCUUUCAAGCAACAAGGAAUUUAGCGCCCGUGCGCCUGUCGUCACCAGCACGACGGACAGUGUUUCCGAUGAGGAGAAAGUGUAUGGAGGGAAGGAUUCCAGCAGCGGUGCUUCAUCGACACAAAAUUCUACUGCGUACGUUGCUGAUCUGGUGCUAGCAAACCAGCAAAUUAUGAGCCAAAUUCUUUCUGCCCUGGGCCAGUGUAACAGCAGCGCAAUGGCCAUGAUUAUUGGUGCGAGUGGUUUACAUUUAACUAAACAUGAGAAUUUUCAUGGAGGCCUUGAUGCCAUUUCUGUAGGCGAUGGCUUGUUCACCAUUUUAACCACGCUUAGCAAAAAGGCAUCCACGGUGCAAGUGAUGCUUCAGCCAAUACUGACCUACAUGGCAUGUGGAUACAUGGGCAGACAGGGCUCACUAUCCACAUGCCAGCUAUCGGAGCCAUUACUCUGGUUUAUUCUAAGGGUUCUGGACACAAGUGAUGCCUUGAAAGCUUUUCAUGAAAUGGGAGGCGUUCAGCUUAUUUGCAACAACAUGGUAACCAGCACGAGGGCCAUUGUUAACACUGCUAGGAGCAUGGUGUCGACAAUCAUGAAAUUCCUCGACUCUGGUCCCAGCAAGACAACCGAUAGCAGUUUGAAAGCAAGAGUACUUUCGUCUGAACCCGACAACGCAGAGGGCAUCCACAACUUUGCUCCUCUAGGCACAAUCACAUCUAGUAGUCCUACUGCGCAGCCUGCUGAAGUCUUACUCCAGGCCACUCCACCCCAUAGGAGAGCAAGGUCUGCUGCGUGGUCCUACAUCUUCCUACCAGAAGAGGCCUGGUGUGAUCUUACUAUCCAUCUGCCAGCAGCCGUAUUGUUAAAAGAGAUCCACAUUCAGCCUCACCUUGCAUCUCUUGCCACGUGUCCUUCUUCGGUUUCUGUGGAAAUAAGUGCAGACGGGGUGAACAUGCUGCCGUUAUCUACCCCAAUUAUCACCAGCGGACUCACCUACAUAAAAAUUCAGCUUGUUAAAGCUGAAGUGGCUUCCGCCGUCUGCCUGAGACUUCACCGUCCCCGUGAUGCAAGCACCCUCGGCUUGUCGCAGAUAAAAUUACUAGGCCUCACUGCGUUCGGAAACACAUCUUCAGCAACUGUCAAUAACCCCUUCCUUCCAUCGGAGGAUCAAGUCUCUAAAACCAGCAUUGGCUGGCUAAGGCUGUUGCAUCACUGCCUCACUCAUAUCAGCGAAUUGGAAGCAAUGAUGGCAAGUGCGGCCGCCCCCACAGCCAAUCUGCUGCAGACCUGCGCUGCCUUGUUGAUGUCGCCAUAUUGUGGGAUGCACUCGCCCAACAUUGAGGCCGUACUGGUGAAGAUUGGGCUCCAGUCUACGAGAAUUGGCCUCCGGCUUAUUGACAUAUUACUUCGCAACUGUGCAGCAUCUGGAAGUGACCCUGCUGAUUUGAAUAGCCCUCUUCUUUUUGGAAGGCUUAAUGGCCUGUCUUCAGAUUCCACAAUAGAUAUCCUGUAUCAGCUUGGAACAACUCAAGACCCCGGAACCAAGGAUAGGAUCCAGGCUUUGUUAAAGUGGGUCAGUGAUUCUGCUCAAGUGGCCUCGUUAAAAAGAAGUGCUCGGAACACCUACAUUUCUCCAAACAGCUCUCCCAGGGAAUUUGGUCUCUUGAUGCCAUCUCCUUCUCAUUUGCACUGUGUAGCUGCCAUUUUGUGGCACAGCUAUGAGCUUCCUGUAGACUACGACUUACCGGGGUUGCUCAGCAGAGAUCUUUUUGAGUCUCUGUACAAGUGGUCCAUGUCACUGCCCUCUAACAUGAUCUUAAAGAAAGCUGUCGAUGGCCUACUUUGCUCAAUGUGCCACAUCCACCCCAACUACUUCUCAUUGCUCAUGGGGUGGAUGGGAAUUACACCUCCACCGAUACAGAGCCAGCACAGGCUGUCCAUAACGGACGACAGCAAAAAGCAAGACCUUAACGCGUCUCUAACGGAUGAUUCUAAAAAUGCACAAGCACCACUUGCACUUACAGAAUCUCACUUGGCCACUCUUGCUGCUGCAUCGCAAUCUCCGGAAGCUAUCAAGCAGUUGCUAGACUCUGGGUUGCCCUCGCUUCUUGUGCGAAGCUUAGUGAAUUUUUGCUUCAAUCACAUAUCCAGUUCAGACUGCGCUGCUGCUUUUACGGACUCUACCCAGGAUAGACUCAGGAGGCAGCACACAUCACAGCACUUUAGUAGGAUGCCGGUCACGGCAGAUUUGGUGGCACCAGUACUCAGGUUUCUGACGGAGGUCGGCCACAGUCAUGUCAUGAAGGAUUGGCUCGGGUGCUCAGAGGUUAAUCAUUUGUGGACGGCACUUCUCUUUUUACUUUGCCAUUCUGGUGCUGCUUCAACGGCUCAUAUAAGCGGGUCGCAACAGGCCAAUACCAGGGGUACGUUGAGUUCUGCUGCAGGCAAUGGACUUACUACUCAGCAAAGGACUGCCGUGGAAAAUGCAACUGUGGCCUUUUUCCUACAAUGCAUAUCAUGUCAUCCAAAUAAUCAGAGACUGAUGGCCCAGGUCCUCUGUGAGUUGUUCCAGUCUUCUCCACAGCGCGGGAAUCUUCCUGCCUCCGGCAACAUUUCUGGCUUCAUCCGGAGACUCUUUCUGCAGUUGAUGUUGGAGGAUGAGAAAGUUACCAUGUUCCUUCAGUCACCAUGUCCUUUGUACAAGGGCAGAAUCAAUGCGACCAGCCACAUCAUACAGCAUCCAAUGUACGGAGCCGGGCACAAGUUUCGCACCCUUCAUUUACCUAUUUCUACCACACUGGCAGAGCUACUGGACCGGGUUUCAGAUUUUCUUGUAGACACACCAAGUAUUACUGCUAAACUGAUAAGCGAGCAGAAAGAUGACAAGGAGAAGAAGAACCACGAAGAAAAGGAAAAAGUAAAGGCAGAGAAUGGAUUUCAGGACAAUUACAGUGUUGUCGUUGCCUCAGGUUUGAAGUCCCAGUCAAAACGAGCAGUGUCUUCUACGCCACCUCGUCCACCAUCUAGGAGAGGGAGGGUAAUCACAGACAAAGUUGGCAGUUCUUCAUCUGGAGUUGAUUCUUCCAGCAAGACAAUCAGUAUUCCAGUCUUUCAUCUGUACCAUAAACUGCUACCAGGACAACCCUUACCGCCUGAGAUGACUCUUGCGCAACUCCUAACACUGCUGUAUGACCGAAAGCUCCCUCAAGGCUUCUGCUCUGUAGACCUAACCGUGAAGCUGGGCUCCAAGAUGAUAUCUGAUCCGAGUUUGUCAAAGACAGACUCCUUUAAACGCCUGCACACAGAAAAAGAACAUGGAGAUUUAUUGGGUUCUUGUCCUGAAGAUGAAGCGAUCAGCCCGAGUGAUGAAUGCAUGGAAUCUUUGGAUGACUCUCUUCUGGAGACCUGUCCGAUUCAGUCCCCGCUGCAAGUGUUUGCUGGGAUGGGGGGACUGGCCCUCAUAGCCGAAAGGCUUCCAAUGCUCUAUCCUGAUGUCAUUCAGCAGGUAAGCGCUCCGGUUGUUACCACCACAACUCAAGAGAAACCAAAGGACAGCGAUCAGUUUGAAUGGGUCACGAUUGAACAGUCUGGUGAACUGGUCUACGAAGCCCCAGAAACGAUUGCCGCCGAACCUCCUCCGAUCAAGUCUGCCGUGCAGACCAUGUCCCCCAUCCCCGCUCACUCGCUGGCCGCUUUUGGGCUUUUUCUCCGCCUUCCGGGAUAUGCUGAGGUUCUUCUGAAAGAGAGGAAGCAUGCCCAGUGUCUACUGCGUCUGGUCCUGGGAGUUACGGAUGAUGGCGAAGGAAGUCACAUUUUACAGUCGCCAUCGGCAAACGUCUUGCCAACUCUCCCAUUUCAUGUCCUGCGCUCUUUGUUCAGUGCAAUGCCACUGACGACGGAUGAUGGUGUGCUCUUAAGACGCAUGGCUCUGGAAAUUGGAGCUAUACAUCUCAUCCUCGCCUGCUUAUCAGCUUUGAGUCAUCAUGCUCCCAGAAUCCCCAGCUCAGGCUCCAGUCAGUCAGAGCCGCAGGUUUCCAGCACGCACAGUAGUGGCACGUGUGAGGAGCAGCAGCUAUACUGGGCCAAAGGCACCGGAUUCGGGACGGGAUCUACCGCUUCGGGCUGGGAUGUCGAGCAGGCCCUUACCAAACAAAGGCUGGAAGAGGAGCACGUAACCUGCCUGUUGCUGGUUCUUGCCAGUUACAUAAAUCCGUCUGGGUGCGCUGCGAAUGGCGAAACGCCAGCUAGUGAGACCAGAGGCCAGAACAGCAAUGCCCUUCCAUCUGUCCUGCAGGAGCUGCUCAGCCAGUCCUGUCUCAUCCCAGCGAUGUCCUCGUACCUCCGCAACGACUCAGUAUUGGAUAUGGCCAGACACGUUCCAUUAUACCGGGCUCUCCUGGAGCUGCUCCGAGCCAUUGCUUCCUGCGUUGCCUUGGUACCUUUGCUCUUGCCACUAUCUGGAGGUAAUGGAGAAGACGAUGAAGAGCAGUCAGAAUCGCAAGCAUCCGUGGGCACAUUGCUGGCCAAAAUGAAAACUUGUGUUGACACCUACACAAACAGACUAAGGUCCAAGAAAGAUAAGGCCAAAGCAGGAGUGAAACCAGAUGCGUCAGAUGCUGAGCCAGAAGGCCUCACACUGCUAGUGCCAGACAUCCAGAGAACAGCAGAAAUUGUUUUUGCCGCCACCACCAGCCUCCGUCAAGCUAACCAAGAAAAGAAACUGGCCGAGUUCUCCAGAAAAUCAUCUGUGAAGUCUAAACCUUUCUCUGUUUUGCGGUCACUAGAGGAGAAGUAUGUUGCGAUCAUGAAAAAGCUUCAAUUUGAUACUUUUGAGAUGGUUUCCGAAGACGAUGAUGGGAAGUUGGUUUUUAAGGUUAAUUACCACUACAUGUCUCAGGUGAAAAAUGCAAGUGAUGCAAAUAGCGCCGCCAGAGCGCGUCGCCUUGCCCAAGAAGCCGUGACACUCUCCACUUCCCUUCCACUUUCUUCUUCGUCCAGUGUCUUUGUUCGGUGUGAUGAGGAGAGACUGGAUAUCAUGAAGGUUUUGAUAACUGGUCCAGCAGACACACCGUACGCCAAUGGCUGCUUUGAAUUUGAUGUAUACUUCCCCCAAGAUUAUCCCAAUUCUCCUCCACUUGUGAAUCUGGAGACAACCGGUGGCCACAGUGUUCGCUUCAAUCCAAAUCUUUACAAUGAUGGAAAGGUUUGUUUAAGUAUAUUGAAUACUUGGCAUGGGCGACCAGAAGAAAAGUGGAAUCCUCAAACAUCAAGUUUUCUGCAGGUGUUGGUGUCUGUCCAGUCCCUUAUCCUUGUGUCUGAACCUUAUUUCAACGAGCCUGGAUAUGAGAGGUCAAGAGGCACCCCAAGUGGAACCCAGAGCUCCAGAGAAUAUGAUGGCAAUAUCCGGCAAGCCUCUGUCAAAUGGGCCAUGCUUGAACAAAUUAGGAACCCAUCACCAUGUUUUAAGGAGGUGAUUCACAAACAUUUUUACUUGAAACGGGCUGAGAUCAUGGCUCAGUGUGAAGACUGGAUAGUGGACAUCCAGCAAUUUAGUAGUGACAAGCGUGUUGGCAGAACCAUGUCUCACCAUGCAGCAGCUUUGAAGCGACAUACGGCUCAGCUCCGAGAAGAACUCUUAAAGCUUCAGUGCCCUGAAGGCUUGGACCCAGAUGCUGAUGACUCUACAGAAAAAUGCCUUGCCACAGCAAGCUGUGAAGAGACUACAUUGCACGAACAGGUCACACCUAGCAGCAGUAAAGAUUCCCCCAGUGACUUCAAAUUCUGAGCUGCAACGGCAUGGACUUUUAGAAACAGGCUUUGAAGCACAGCCAAAUAUGUCCAUAUUUGUAUGUAAGAAGCUAAUUAUGUAAUAGUUAAUGAAGCUAAAACUAUACUAUGCCCUUAAUAUACAGUUUAAUUCGAGAACUUUUACCUGUACAAGAGUGUAAAAUUUUUUUGUGCUUUUAUUUUUUUUUUCAAAUGUGAGAACCACUGAUUUGGUAUGUUAAACAAAAUGUAAACAAGAAAUGGAGAAAUCACUGAAAUAAGGGAACGUACCUUAAGAAAGAAUGUUUACUGAAUAUUUUUUUCUUUUUGUUCGUCUUUGGUUUUUUAUUAUUUUUUUUUUUUUACCUGUAGAGUGAGGGCGUUGUAACAAAGAAUAUAUAUUGGUCAUUCUUAUAACUAUAACUAUUUAAAGACUGCAGAUUUUCACAAAUUUGAUAGAUUUUGGCCAUACCUUCAUUCUCAUUUUUGAUUUCUACAGAAACCUUCUGCAUUCUUCAAUAAAAGUUAAGCAGAAAUGCUCCCUAUUAAAUGAUUCACUUAUUACAGUUUUUGUUUCCAUUUUUAAAAAAAACAAUACAUCUGCAAUAUAAGGACAUUAUUACUGGAGAUUGUAAGACUGGAUUUAUCACAGUCAGUGUUUAAUUUGAUGCUUUUCCAUUCAGAAUGCACACACAAUAAAUAGAUAUGGUUUUACCUUGAGCGCACAUGCUCCACCGAUCUUCAUCCUUUUAUUUGUACGGUAUAUGUUUAAUCCAGAGUCUUUUCUCACCUUUAUGAAGAUGUGGUAAGUCCCUCAAAGUUUAGAGAAGAUGGAGCAUAGAGGUGGAACCUUCUUAAGGCCACUUAUGUGUCAAGGGUACAGCUGAAAUACACAUUUUAUUUCAUUUAUUUAAGAGAAAAAAGCAACACGUUCAGGGCAUCAGGCAGUGGAUUAUGACAUUUGGCUUCUGUACUUUUUUAUUAAAGGACAACUAUCACAAA